Musa acuminata subsp. malaccensis (wild Malaysian banana) is the source of this 1996-nucleotide messenger RNA. Lineage: Eukaryota; Viridiplantae; Streptophyta; Magnoliopsida; Zingiberales; Musaceae. The record is from RefSeq and is a predicted model, not a curated record.
GCUCGCGUCCUUCCUCUGUCUCGCUCUCUCGCCUUGGCGUCGCUCCACUCUCCGCACCUCACUGCGACUACCAUUUCGGGGAUUUCCACUAGAUUGCAAGCGGAGAUGAAGAACUCGUUAUCGGAUCACAAUCUCUUCAUCGACAGCGAGGAGGAUGAUGACGCAAACGAGGAGGACGAGGAGGAGGAGGGGAGCAAGGCGUGCCCGUCGGAGGUCGCCGGCGGCGACGCUGACGGCUCCGAUUCGCCCUCCGACGAUGACUGCCUUCCGCGGAGCAGGCCCAGCUCUCACUCCACCAAUUGGCCCCAAAGUUACAGGCAAUCCAUUGACAUGUACAGUGGUCUGUCACCAGCCACAGGGUUUUUGGGGACUCCAACCCUUAGCAGAUUGUCAAGUUCCUUCUUUUCUUCAUUUCGAGUCAAGCACACCCCAGAAAAAACAGCCUCACUUAUUAAGCCUUUGCUGCCCACUACUACUGCUGAUGAGCAACCACAAGAAGAAAGACAAAGCUCUGAUUCGCUAUUGACCCCUCUACUGCCAUCAAGAAAGCCAUCUUUGGAGAAGAUACAAGAGAAAGUCUUUCAUGAGUUACCAAGCUCCCGAAAUUCUUCCUAUGGACAAGCGGUGUUCAAUGGGAUGAAUGUUUUAUGUGGCGUUGGGAUCCUUUCGACCCCUUAUGCUGUCAAAGAAGGAGGAUGGCUUGGUCUCUCCAUACUUCUGACAUAUGCGGUGCUUGCCUGGUACACUGGCAUUCUGCUGCGCCAUUGCUUGGACAGUCAACAAGGUCUGGCAACGUACCCUGACAUAGGUCAGGCUGCCUUUGGCACUACUGGUCGCAUUGCCAUCUCUAUAAUCCUCUACUUGGAAUUGUAUGCUUCUUGUGUUGAGUAUAUUAUAUUAGAGAGGGAUAACUUGUCAUCACUGUUUCCAAAUGCUCAACUGAAUAUAGGUGGGACACACAUAGACUCUCAUCUACUUUUUGCUACCUUGACUACUGUUAUAGUUCUCCCGACAACAUGGCUGCGAGAUCUUAGUGUUCUUAGUUACAUAUCAGUUGGAGGAGUUAUUGCAUCUGUGUUGGUAGUACUGAGCUUAUUUUGGGUUGGUCAAUUCGAUCAUGUUGGUUUUCAAAAUAAGGGCACUCCACUAAACCUAUCAGGUAUUCCAAUUGCCAUUGGCAUAUAUGGAUUCUGCUAUUCAGGUCAUGCAGUUUUCCCAAACAUAUAUUCCUCAUUGAAGAAACCCAACCAGUUCCCCUCCGUUCUCUUUGUAAGUUUUGUAAUUUGCACUGUGAUGUAUGCUGCGGUUGCUGUGAUGGGUUACACUAUGAAUGGGGAGUCAACGCUGUCACAGUUCACCCUCAACAUGCCACAAAAUCUAUUGGCUUCGAAGGUCGCUGUGUGGACUACGGUGGUGAACCCAAUAACUAAAUAUGCAUUAACGCUGACUCCAUUGGCAUUGAGUUUGGAGGAGUUGUUACCGGCAAACAGUUCGAACUCACACUUGUAUGCAAUCAUGAUAAGAACAACGCUGGUUCUUUCUACUUUAAUAGUGGCUCUUUCAAUUCCUUUCUUUGGAUUGGUAAUGGCUUUGAUUGGAUCAUUGCUCACCAUGCUUGUGACUUUGAUUCUUCCAUGUGCUUGCUUUUUGAGCAUACUUCGGGGCAGAGUGACAAGGACUCAGGGCCUGUUGUGCACCUUCAUCAUCGCAAUUGGAGCGGUCUCUUCCAUUAUAGGCACGACCACAUCGCUCUCCAAAAUUAUAGGCCAACUGAGUUCAUAAUUUAUGCCAACAACCGAAUAAAGUCCAUUGUUCCUUGUUUUCAUUUAACUGUUCCUAUUCCUUUAUUGUUUAUUCAAAUAAAUUUUAUUAGAAGAUGUCGAAUUUAUUGUCGUUUUUUUUUUUUGGGGUCAUUUUAAUAGAUGCAAAAGUAUAAAGAAGUGUAGGGACAUGUAAUUGAGAUUAUCUAUUUAUAUAUGGUUUGUGUCUUAUAUCA